UCACAGCUGCUAUAUUGAUUUAUGUGUUUGUUAUUAAACCAGUCUAUUCCACAUGCUCAACUUAUGAAACAAAACACUUUUUACAUUUAAAAUGGCUAAAGGCCAGGUUCAGACCAAAACUAGAUUUUCCUGUGUGUUAUUUAUAAAUAGAUAUACAGUACAAGUCAAAAGUUUGGACACCUUCUCAUUCAAAUGUUUUUCUUUAUUUUUACUAUUUUCUGCAUUGUAGAAUAAUAGUGAAGACAUCAAAACUAUGAAAUAACACCAAAAAAGUGUUAAACAAAUCAAUAUCUUUCAUAUUUGAGAUUCUUCAAAGUAGCCACCUUGAUGACAGCUUUGCACACUCUUGGUAUUCUCUCAAACAGCUUCAAAAUUUGAGAUUUUGGUUCCAACUGCCGUGUCUAUGUGAUGGAAUAGGAGGUAUGAUGGUGUGGGGGUGCUUUGCUGGUGACACUGUCAGUGAUUUAUUUAGAAUUUAAGGCACACUUAACCAGCAUGGCUAGCACAGCAUUCUGCAGCAAUAUGCCAUCCCAUCUGUUUUGCGCUUAGUGGGACUAUCAUUUGUUUUUCAAUAGGACAAUGACCCAAAACGCACCUCCAGGCUGUGUAAGGACUAUUUGAUCAAGAAGGAGAGUGAUGGAGUGUUGCAUCAGAUGACCUGGCCUCCACAAUCACCUGACCUCAACCCAAUUGAGAUGGUUUGGGAUGAUUUGGACUGCAGAGUGAAGGAAAAGCAGCCAACAAGUGCUCCUUAUAUGUGGGAACUCCUUCAACACUGUUGGAAAAGCAUUCCCCAAGAAGCUGGUUGAGAGAAUGCUAAGACUGUGCAAAGGGUGGCUACGUUAAAUAUUUUGAUUUGUUUAACACUUUUUUGGUUACAACAUGAUUCCAUAUGUGUUCUUUCAUAGUUUUGAUGUCUUCACUAUUAUUCUACAAUGUAGAAAAUAGUUCAAAUAAAGAAAAAACAUUUGUAGGUGUGUCCAAACUUUUGGCUGGUACUGUGUCGUGUCUUUGGCAUCAUUAAAGGUGAAGACUGUUAUUUUAUUCAAUUCUCAGUAAUUAUUAUUACCUGAUUAAACUAAUCUUGUAAAUGUAAUUAACAAGGAUGUCGGUGCACGACAUCUGGUUAUCUGCACGAACCCAGCCGAAACCAUGAAUCAUCCAUACACCAGUUGGCUUAAUCAUUUAUUUAUUAACUAACUAAAUAAUCACAGAAAUGCAUAAAUAAACAAACAAUAGAUAUUGGUUACUAACAAGGAUAGGAAAGUCCAUAUUGGGCUAAGCAAAAACAGUUUGGUUAUAACACAAUAGAUUCAGAGAAGAGAAUGAGUUUUGGGAAGGAAGGCUAAGGAACAUUGGAAUAUCGGACCUGGGAAAAUAUUCUCACAUAAAUACGUAUGCUACUAACGAUCGUUCAUUCGGAAAAGCAAUGCAUUGUAUUUACAUGAAGUUGAUUAUGGUUUGUCCUGUCCUUUGUGGAAUCUUGUUGUGUGGUCACGUGGUCUGAGAGGUUCAUCUCACUCUGGAAAUUCGUCCAUGUCGGUCAGUGUUCUCGCACUAGAUUUGCGCAUAUGUUCAGCUGCAGUCUGAUAUAUGCUGGUUUAGUAUGCACUUCUUUAGGUGAUCAAUAGUUCAGAGUUCAUACCAUUUCAUGUGUGGCGCAAGCUCUCAUGUUUCCUGGCCUGUAGGGUUGAAAUUAAAAUGCGCCCUUUUUAAACAUGAGGACAAAUCCUCCCGUUAUUUGGAACUCAGGUGACUUUGGGUAACGGACUUUUAUAGAAAUAUAGAAAAGGGGUUGGUUCAUCCUUUCCAACCAAUGCCUAUUCACUUGGGCGUGGCUCCUGCCUUAGUUAAACUUGAAAGGGAAGAUGAUUUUCUCAUUUUAAAAGUUAACAACAUAUUACAUCAUUUUGCAAAUAGUUUCAUCUUUACUCAUUCAUUUUAUACAAUAAUUAGAUGCAAACCUCAUAACUGAGGCACCUGUAUAAACAGAGUUAGGGUAAUGUGGCUAUAUUGCCUUUCAUAAGGUCACAAACAUGAAACAAAACGGACCGGGUCAUAGCUGGCUUCACCGACCGUUUACACAUUCACCAAAAUAUGGAUAUUGUUCAGUUCUCCAAUUCUGUGAUGUUGUAGAAGUUCCUUUGUUCUACUGUGAAACUCUCUCCAUACUGCAUGUCCAGGGAGAGUCUCCAUAUGGAAUUUAUGAUGUGGGGGUUAAGUUGUAAAACUCCCCUCCCCUCCUAACAGGAGAGGGGGUUGUUCACAUCUCUGCUAGCCAAUUCACUGAAAGGGCUGGCGUCAUGACAACUGUAUUUCAAUAAAAUAGUUCUGGUCCAUUUAAAGGUGCAAGAUUUUUAAUUUAUUUAUUUUAUUUGACGUUUAUUUAACUAGGCAAGUCAGUUAAGAACAUAUUCUUAUUUUCAAUGACUGUCUAGGAACGGUGGGUUAACUGCCUUGUUCAGGGGCAGAACGACUAGUCCAACGCAAUAACGACCUGCCUCUCUCGUUGCACUCCACAAGGAGACUGCCUGUUACGCGAAUGCAGUAAGCCAAGCCCCCAGGUGCAAUGGAUCCGAUGGCUAAGUUGAGAGGCCAGCCGUACGGAGGGGGCAGUCCAUACUCCCAACAACCUGGACAGGGGCCACCCCCAGGAGCCCAGCAGGGUCACGCAUACCCGGGCCAAGGCUACGGUCCCCUCGGCUCCCAGAGAUACCCGGUGGUCAUGCAGGGCCGCACCCCUGGGGCUAUGGGGGGCAUGCAGUACGGGCAGCAGAUGCCGUCUUAUGGGCAGCAGGGACCAGGAGGCUAUGGGCCUCAGGGCCAAGGGCCCUACUACGGCCAACAGGGCCAGGCUUUACACCCAGGCCAGCAGCAAGGGCCCUACCCCCAGGCACCUCUGGGACAGCAGGGUGGUCAGACACCCUACCCUCAGCAGUCCCACCCUCCCCAGACGUCAGCCUCACAUGCCCAGGGUGGGCCGCCCUAUCCGCAGCCCCACAUGCCCCCCCAGUCCCAGGGCCCGCAGCCAGUUCCAUCCCAAGGGCCCCCGCAGUCUCAGCCGCCCUACUCCCAGGUCCCAGCCCAGGCUCAGUCUGGUCAGCCUCCUUACCCCCAGCAGCAGGGGCCUCCCAGCCAGCCUCCACAGCAGGCCAGCUCCCAGGUCCCAGCAGGGUCACAGCCCCAGCUCAGCUAUCCACCCACGCAGGGCCCACAGCAGCUCCCCACACAGCAGCAGCAGCAACCCCAGACACCCUCUCAACCCCCUCAUCAACCACCAGGUCACAGCCAGCAUCCACAGGGCCAGCCUGCAUCCUACUCCCAGAAUCCUCCACAGCAACAGCAGUCACCUUACCAACGCUUCCCUCCUCCACCACAGCAGGAGAUAUCCCAGGACUCGUUCAGUUCCCAGUCUAGCGCCCCUCCCUCCAACCAGCCCAAAAGUGUCUCGGAGGACGUCAGCAUGCAAGGCCAGCCGUCCAGCCUACCGGUGAGUCCUCACCCAACCUGUGCAAAGGAUCUCUCAGGCUCCAUCGAUGACCUGCCCACGGGCACGGAUGGCGCUCUGAGUCCUGGCGUGAGCACUUCAGGUGUAUCAAGCAGCCAGGGCGAGCAGAGCAACAUGACCCAGUCGCCCUUCUCUCCCCACACGUCUCCCCACCUGCCAGGCAUCCGAGGGCCCUCGCCGUCACCCGCCGGCUCCCCCGCCAGUGCCACCACCUCCCGCACGGGGCCCCUCUCACCCGCCACAAUACCAGGGACCCAGAUGCCCCCUAGACCAUCGAGUGUGCAGUCUGACGGGAGUCUGCACGCCGCCAUGAGCCAGUCUCCCAUGGCCCAGGAGAGAGGGUUCGUACAGAGAAACCCCCAGAUGCCCCCAUACGGUUCACCACAGUCUGCCUCUCCCCUAUCACCCCGACAGUCCUCUGGAGGCCAGAUGCACCCUGGGAUGGGACCUUAUCAGCAGCAAAACAACUCCAUGGGGGGCUAUGGACCUCAGGGUGGGCAGUAUGGCCCACAAGGUUACCCCCGGCAACCUGGAUACAACAACAUGCCCAAUGCCAACUACCCUGGCCCUGGCAUGGGCAACCCCAUGAACCCUGGCCCUGGCAUGGGCAACCCCAUAAACCCCAUGUCUGGGCAAGGGGGGCUGCCGUACGCAGGCAUCCCCCCUGGUAGAAUGCCUGCGGGCCAGAUGGGAGUGCGUCCCUAUGGCCCUAACAUGGGGCCCAACAUGCCACCCAAUAUGAGUAACAUGCCACCUCAGGUGGGCUCAGGGAUGUGCCCUCCCCCCGGCCUCAACCGGAAGGCCCAGGAGGCUGCAGCUGUAGUCAUGCAACACGCUGCUACCAACUCCAUACACAGCAGGAUGCCUGGCUACCCCAACAUGUCCCCUGGCAUGAUGGGCUCUGGCGCCCCCUAUGGCCCUCCCAUGAACAACAUGCCUGGCAUGAUGAACACGCAGGGCGGCCCACCUUUCCCUAUGGGACCCAACAUGGCCAAUAACUCCAGUGGUUUGGCCCCCAGUCCAGAGUUUGGUAUGGAUGGGAAAAUGAACCAGGGCCAGAAGAUGAACAACAAAGUGGACGGAACACCGAAAGCAGAACCGACUAAAUCCAAGAAGUCAAGCUCUUCCACGACGACCAACGAGAAGAUCACGCGUCUGUAUGAGCUGGGCCCCGAGCUGGAGAGGAAGAUGUGGGUGGACCGCUAUCUGGGCUUUAUCGAGGAGAAAGCCAUGGGCAUGACCAAUCUGCCUGCUGUUGGCCGCAAGCCCCUAGACCUCUUCAGACUCUACGUCUCGGUCAAGGAGAUUGGAGGCUUCGCACAGGUCAGUGUGAACAAGAACAAGAAGUGGCGGGAGCUGUCCACCAACCUGAAUGUUGGCACGUCGAGCAGCGCUGCCAGCUCCCUGAAGAAGCAAUACAUCCAGUGUCUGUACGCCUUCGAGUGCAAGAUCGAACGCGGGGAGGACCCCCCUCCUGAGAUCAUCACUGACAACAAGAAGGCCAACCAGGCCAAGGUCCAGCCACCCUCCCCAGCUGGGUCAGGUUCUCUCCAGGGCCCUCAGACCCCCCAGUCCACCAGCAGCUCCAUGGCCGAGGGCAGCGACCUCAAGCCCCCCACACCCGCCUCCACCCCACACCCCACCCAGAUGCCACCCGGGGCCAGGAGCAAUGUGGCGCUGCAGGACCCAUUUGCUGACAGUAGUGACCCUGCUUUCCCCAGAAGGAACUCCAUGACCCCUAACUCUGGCUACCAGUCUGGCAUGAGCACCCCAGAGAUGCCAGGUCGCAUGGGUCCAGGGCCCUACGAGGGUCCAGGGCCUAACAAAGACCCCUUUGGUGCCAUGCGGAAAGUUGGGGAGCAGUUCUUGCCUGCCAGUCAGGGUCCUAACAGUGGGAUGGCAGAACAGCAACAGUUUAACCGUGUGCCUCCUCCAGGUGCUAUGUCGAUGGCUCAGAGACAACAGUACGGACCAGGACCUUACGGACAAGGCUACGAAAGGAGGCCAGAGCAGGGGAUGGGCCCAGAGGGCAGCAUGGGAUCUGGUGCUCCGCAGCCAAACCUGAUGCCUGUCAACUCCGACACGGGGAUGUACUCGCCAAACCGCUACCCACCACAGCAGCAGCCACGGAAUGAUUCCUAUGGUAAUCAAUAUCCUGGCCAUGGUACUCCCCCUGGUGGUUCCUAUCCCAAUCAACAGCCAGGAAUGUACCCACAGCAACAACAGGUGAUGGCUCUAACCCACUGUAACUACAAGCGUCCCGUGGAAGGGGGCUACCCACCAGCGAAGCGUCACGAGGGGGAGAUGUACAGUGCCCCCUUCAGUGCAGGGCUGCAGCAGCAGCAACAACAGCAGCAGCAGCCAGGGGUGGCCUCUGCACCCCCUGCUGGCCAGCCAGAGAUGUACCAACCCCAAUACAGCAGCGGCUCCUUCACCGGCACUGACCGCCGCCUGCCUGGUCCCCAGGGCCAGUUCCCCUUCCCCUUCAACAGAGAGCGCAUGCAGGCCGCCACGGGGCCCAACGCCCAGCCCUCCAUGCCCCCUCAGAUUAUGCAGCCAAGCCCUGACGGACCCCCUGGUGGCGUGUGGCAGGGCCGCGGGGAGAUGAACUAUCCCGGCAACUACCCCAACCGGCAGGGUGGCCCCCCAGGGGGCCCAGCCCAGGGACCUGGUCAUCCCGGAAUGAACCGCGGUUCGGAGGAAAUGUCAUUAGAGCAGCGCAUGAACCACGAGGGCCAAUGGGGGCCAGGUCAGAUGGGUCCUCGGCAGCCCCCCUACGGCCCUGGAGGGACGGGCCUGCCCAUGACCCGCACCCUACAGUCCAACUACCAAUCCGCUCAGGCCAUGCAGAACCAUAUUCCACAGGUGUCCAGUCCCUCCCCCAUGCCCCGCGGGGGCCCCAUGGAGAGCCGGACGUCGCCCAGUAAAUCUCCCUACAUGCACAGUGGCAUCAAGAUGCAAAAGGCAGGGCCCCCGGUUCCUGCCUCUCACAUAGUGCCCCAGUCUGUGCAGUCCCCUCUGAUCCGUAGAGACAUGCCCUUUCCCCCAGGCUCAGUGGAGGCCACCCACCCCAUCCUAAAACCACGCCGAUGCCUCACAACGAAAGAUAUUGGGACCCCAGAGGCUUGGAGGGUGAUGAUGUCCCUAAAGUCUGGCCUGUUGGCUGAGAGCACGUGGGCCCUCGACACCAUCAACAUCCUCCUGUAUGACGACAACAGCAUCUCCACCUUCAACCUCAAUUCGCUGCCUGGCCUGCUGGAGCUGGUGGUGGAGUACUUCCGGCGCUGCCUUAUCGAGAUCUUUGGGAUCUUGCGCGAGUACGAGGUGGGCGAUCCCGGCCAGAGGACUCUACUGGACCCUGACGCCCUGAAAAGAGACUGGAGCUGCAUGGAAGAUGAGGAACCAGGGGUGGAGGACAUGAAGGUAGAAGGAGAGGAUGAGGAGGAGGAUGAUGAUGAUGAGGAGGAGAAAGAAGAGGUGGUGGUGCAGCGUUCAAAACAGCCGGCCGGGACAACAAUUGAUGGACAGGCUCAGGUGAAGCAAGAGGAUGAGCAGGAGUCGUGCUCAGAAUGGGACACUCUGAAAGAGAAGGAUGCUGAAGAUAAGGAGAAGAGCUGCUCUACCUUUGAGCAGCCCAGCUCUUCAUCAGACCCCCCUGGCCUGGGCCCGGCUACCCCCCAGGAGAGACCCAAACAGGCUAGCAAGUUCGACAAGCUCCCCCUGAAGAUGGUACGGAAGAAGGACCCGUUUCCAGCAGGCAGGGCAACCCAAAGAGGAAAAGUGCAGGAGUUUGACAGUGGGCUGCUCCACUGGAGUGCCGGCGGCGGAGACAGCACGGAACACAUCCAGACCCACUUUGAGAGGAGGGAGGAAUUCCUGGUCCCACGAGAACGAGUGCUGGUCGUCCCCACAGCCAAGAGGAAAAGGCCAGAAGCAGAGAAGGUGGGGGACAAGGACAAUGCUACCCCCACAGAGAAAUACAAACAGAAGGGGGAAAGGGAUCAGAGGCCCUCCCAGCCAUCAUCCACAGAAAAGGCCUCAACAACAACCGACGGUAAGGAGGGGAAGUCCGAGCACUCGGACGCUGAGACAGAGGAAAUGUCACAGUCCGAAGAGCCCCAGAGCCAGCAGGAGCACGACAAAUCGAGCGGACCCACUCGUCAGCAAGUCCCCCAGCGUGUGGUGGAGGACGAGCCUCACAGCAAGGACGAGGGCCCACUGGUUACACUGGCCAACUGGCAGGAUGCUCUGGCCCGCCGCUGUGUCUGCGUCUCCAACAUCGUGCGCAGCCUCUCCUUCGUGCCUGGCAACGACCAGGAGAUGUCCAAACACCCUGGCCUCAUGCUGCUGCUGGGUCGCCUAGUGCUGCUGCACCACCGCCACCCUGAGAGGAAACAGGCCCCGCUCACCUACGAGAAGGAGGAGGAGUCUGAUGACUGUCUUGGCCAGAGGGACGAAUGGUGGUGGGACUGCCUGUCGCUGUUGAGGGAGAACUGCCUGGUCACUCUGGCCAACAUCUCUGGCCAGCUGGACCUCUCCAUCUACCCCGAGAGCAUCUGCCUUCCUCUGCUGGACGGCCUCCUCCACUGGGCUGUGUGCCCCUCGGCUGAGGCCCAGGACCCCUUCCCCACGUUGGGGCCACACAGUGCAAUGUCCCCCCAGAGACUGGUCUUGGAGACCCUCAGCAAGUUGAGCAUCCAAGACAACAAUGUGGACCUGGUCCUGGCCACGCCGCCGUUGGGUCGUUUAGAGAAGCUGUAUGGGACCUUGGUGCGGCUGGUUGGGGAGAGAAAGGUGGCCGUCUGCAGGGAGAUGUCGGUGGUGUUGUUGGCCAACCUGGCCCAGGGAGACAGCAUGGCAGCGCGCGCCAUUGCUGUGCAGAAGGGAAGCGUGGGAAACCUCCUGGGCUUCUUGGAGGACAGCCUGGCGGCCACCCAGCUACAGCAGAGCCAGAGCUCUCUGCUGCACCUGCAGGGGAUGCACUUCGAGCCCACCAGUAAUGACAUGAUGCGGCGGGCGGCCCGGGCCCUGCACGCCUUGGCCAAGGUGGAGGAGAACCACUCAGAGUUCACACUCUACGAGUCACGCCUCCUCGACCUCUCCGUGUCACCUCUCAUGAACUCUGUGGUGUCUCACGUCAUCUGCGAUGUACUCUUUCUGAUUGGCCAGUCAUGACAGCUGUAGGGAGCUUUGGCUCCACCUCCUCUUGGUUUCUUCCCCCCUCACCCCCUGGUUACAACAUGGCUUGUAUGUGUGUAGGGGGAAGGGAAAGUUCAAGUGACUGUUUUUAAUUUAUGCAAACCCUUCAGAUUCCACUGUCUGAGCCCACUUUCGCUGUUCUCACUCAAGGAGAAGGGACGUCACAAAGCUACACUGGUGGAUUUACAAACCAGACACUCCACAAACUGUCACAACUUGUAACAUUAAUGCCAACUAGAUGACAGAGUGGAGAAUCUGGGUUUAGGAGUGUUCCACAUGUUGUUGUUUUUUUUUGGGGGGGGUGUAUUUUUAAUAAAGAUAAAUAGCUGAAAAACAAACUGUAACCAAAGUUGCUGUCUCGUUUACAGGAAAUUUGGGGAUAAUGUGUGCCCCUCGAGAGCACAGUGAGUGAGUCAGACUGGUUCAUGUUUGGAGGUAGUGCAGACUGAGGAACAGCCUGAUCUGAUGGCAUAGUUGCUGUAAUUGGAUGCUUACCAGUCAGCCUACCACUCAGUAGGCUGUUGAGACACCUUCGCUGGAGAGGCCUGUGCAGUAGAUUGUAGGGCAUUUUCUCUACCGUACUGCUCGAGUGUCAGGCAUUCUGUAAAAAAGUUUCAUACAGAAAAACGUUGCCAAUGCAGCUCUACUAGAGUUAAAAGGUCAUUUUAGUUUUGACGUUAAAAGCUAAAAAGGCUUUCCCCAAAGUACCGAGAACCUACUACAACACCCUUACCUCCUCUCUUUAGCCCUUGAUUGUAUGAAUUUACCCUUGUAAAAUAAAUCACCUCUUAGGAUUGGUUUUCAACUUCAGAUGCAGCUUUGCUGUGGUGUAUAUAUAUGAUAUUGUACAUUACACUUCCUUUCUGUGUCUGUCUCUGUCACUAUUCCCACUCAUUUUGUUGAUGAGGAAUGGAAGGUGACCCAUGAGUGUGGUUCCUGUCAUCCAGUCCCUGCUGAUAGACCCUCUCACUCCACGGCUCCUUAGUACGGCAGACUCGGAACAAAUCUCUUAUCUCCUCCUGGUACAACAAAAAAACUAGAUGAAGAAACACACUUGACAAUUCAUUUCUCCAGGAUUCUGCAUAUUUGUAUUUCAAACUGUAGCUAAAAACAUGUAAAUUCCUCCUUUUCCUUUUUUUGGCUCAAUGAAUAUCAUUCAGUAUGAAAUCUUUAUACUAUAUGUUCCACGUGGUAAGAAUAAAUGUACAUUAAAUCUUCAUAAAAUGUUUGGUUUUGUUCCGUUGGACUUGGUGUCUUUCUCAGAUGUACAAUUUAUUAAAAAGCAUUUUGUCUUUCACAA
Molecule: messenger RNA, 10007 nt
Organism: Oncorhynchus masou masou (cherry salmon)
Lineage: Eukaryota; Metazoa; Chordata; Actinopteri; Salmoniformes; Salmonidae
Product: AT-rich interactive domain-containing protein 1A-like
Exons: 20
Coding region: 2570-8683 (2037 amino acids)
Biological process (GO): regulation of transcription by RNA polymerase II; chromatin remodeling; positive regulation of DNA-templated transcription
Cellular component (GO): SWI/SNF complex; nucleoplasm; nBAF complex
Molecular function (GO): DNA binding; nucleosome binding
Source: RefSeq, a predicted model, not a curated record